Messenger RNA from Anarrhichthys ocellatus (wolf-eel), 1067 nucleotides. Its product is annotated as junctional adhesion molecule A-like. Bases 256 to 1044 code for a protein of 262 amino acids. The transcript is spliced from 4 exons. The record is from RefSeq and is a predicted model, not a curated record. Lineage: Eukaryota; Metazoa; Chordata; Actinopteri; Perciformes; Anarhichadidae.
UCUGCUUCCACUUGGUUAAUCUUUGUUGUAGCUAAAGAUAAGUUAUCUAUCAGAGGAUAGCAGGGAGGAUCUUCCUGGUGGUUGAUGUCUACAGAUCUGAUGUGUCUCUCAAGAACACACAGUGGUUAAGUUUAGACUCUGUGGUUAUUAGCUCACGUCCUCCAAACACAGUCACAGUCUUUUCUCAGCUGUGCUGCGGACCGAUCGGACAUUUGAACCAGAAGCAGUUGAGUCGACACAUUAAAGUAAGUUAGGAUGGAGCCAAAGAGUUCCUGGUGCUUCAUGUUACUGCUGGCUGGUGCUGUGAGUCAACGUGUGAUCUAUUCAGAUCCAGUUUGUGGUGUUAGAGGAUCCACAGUGACCCUCCCCUGCACCUUCACACCACGGAAGACUGUCACUGAGGAUGGAAGAGAGGUUUUGGUUGAGAUCAUCAGAGUCGUUUGGUGCCAGAACCAUCAAAUUUGUAGUGGUUCCACUCCGACUGUGACCGACAACACAUUACAAAACAACGCCAACAACCCUCGUUAUCGUUACCUGGGAGACACGAAGGGAAACUGCACUUUACAGAUCUCAAGUCUAAAGAAGGAAGACGAUAAAACUCUUCGCUUCAGAAUGGAAGAUGAAAACAAGUUAUCCUUUUACACUAACCAAACAGGAGUGAGAGUCACAGUCGAUGAUAAGACUCAAAUGAAGAUACUGAGCUCCUUUAAGAGAGGUGAAGCCGUCACACUGACCUGCACUACAGAGUGCACCUUCCACCAACUGGAGGUCACCUGGUUCAGAGAUGGCCACGCUCUCACAUACACUGGCCCCUCCCUCCACCUCAGCCCUCUGAAAGCAGAGGAUUCUGGGAACUACACCUGUGAUUUGAAGAACACCGUCGGCACACUCUCCCAUCCGUUCAGUCUGAAUGUGGAGGCUGGAGAGGAAGAACAGAGUACCCACACAGGAGGUGUUGACACACUGCUGGCUGUCCGACUGGUUCUCUUCAGUAUGCACACUGUGCUCAUCAUCAUAGUGGCAUCCAUCGUCAUCAGAAGGUAACUUUACCUACAAAAACAAAUACA